Polypterus senegalus (gray bichir) is the source of this 2040-nucleotide messenger RNA. RefSeq names its product mitochondrial ribosomal protein S27 (gene mrps27). The record is from RefSeq and is a predicted model, not a curated record. Bases 25 to 1260 code for a protein of 411 amino acids. Gene Ontology annotation, molecular function: protein binding. The transcript has 11 exons. Gene Ontology annotation, cellular component: mitochondrion. NCBI's taxonomy places the organism in Eukaryota, Metazoa, Chordata, Cladistia, Polypteriformes, Polypteridae.
CACUACAAAGUGUUUUAAUCCAAGAUGGCUGCCUCCAUGCUGCAACGCUUUGGGCUGUGUGGGAAAGGCUUUACAAAAUGUGCGCGGCACACGCUUACGGGUAGAAGAUGGAUUCUUUCUUCAGCAUACAUAGAUCCCAAAAAAUGGGAGGAAAGGCCAAAGGAUCCCCAGAAUCUUGCCGAACUGGCAAACCUGAUGGAUAUGACAUAUGAAAGAAAACUUCCUGUCAGCUCCCUAACGAUUGCACGGUUUGUGGACAACAUUUCUUCAAGAGAAGAGAUUGAUCAAGCAGAGUACUACCUCUACAAGUUUCGACACAGCCCAAACUGUUGGUAUCUUCGAGACUGGACUAUUCAUAGCUGGAUUAGACAUUGUCUUAAGCAUGGAGCAUCUGAUAAAGCUCUUUAUACACUGAAGAAUAAGGUCCAAUAUGGAAUUUUCCCAGAUAACUUCACAUUUAAUUUGAUGAUUGAUUCUUUUAUCAAAGAAAAUAAUUAUAAAAAUGCUUUUUCUGUCGUCGUUGAAGUUAUAUUUCAAGAAGCAUUUGAUUUAUUAACAACCCAGAUUUUAUCAUUCCAUAUACUAGGCAAAUAUUUAGAUACCAACACUGACCUUAAAUGGGAUGAAGAACGAAAUCUUGGAGCAGCUUUUUUACAUGUGGGUCUAAAACAUGAAAACACUAUUGGCUUCAGUUCUCAACUUUUGGGUUAUGCUCUUCUUGGAAAAAUAGAACUUUCCCAUGGUCUUCAUUCUGUGUAUCAUCAAAUGCCUUUAAUGUGGACUGCUGGUUAUAUAAGGAGGGCACUGGAAGUAAUGACACAAAUUGCAUCCUUGCCUUCCAAUGUAAAAGUUUCUCAACAAGCGAUUGAUGUCCUUGAGAAGAUUUUGGAAGCAUCCUCUGUGUUGGAAAACACUGAAAACGUUGAUACAAAUGACAAAAUGGAGACAAAAAUAAACUCAAUGGAUGAAGAAGAUAAAAUAGAAAGGUUACACCUUCCUCAGUAUGUAACUCAUUUUAAGGAACUUUACAGUAAGUUGCAGUCACUGAACAAGAUUGAGUCUAAAAGCUUGUCAUCUUUGGCGGACCUACUAAUUGAAGAUAAUCUUGCUGAAAGUGAAUCUUCUGACAUUGUUGCAUAUGAAAAUAAACUGCAUGAGUGGGAAGAGGAGCGAGUCCAACUUGUGAAACGAGAGCAAGAGUUCAGAGAAAAAACUCGCUUAGAACGUGAAGCAAGGCGUCCAGCCAAAAUGUCACAGUAAUUGGACUUCAUAAUAAAGACAUUCUGUCCAGUAAUACAAUAAUAUUGUAUCCUGUUUUUACAUUAUUGAUUAACACAAUAAACAAAAUAGUGAAUUUCCAUUUAUGUUCUUAAUAAAAGAAAGUGGCAGUGGAAAAAGUGAUAUUUUUUGCUCUAAGGUUUGACUUUAGCCAAUCUGACAUCUAGUCCUUUAUGUAUUUUAGGUUGUGCUUAGAUGGAAAGAAUAACCAGCAAGCCCAAAAUGACUGCUUUAAUUAAUCUAAAGCUGCAUCAGAAGAUGAGUCUCUCAAGGUACUCAAACAAAAGAGUAGUCUAAAAUUAGGCAGGGGUCUGCUACCAAAGUACAGUAUGUAGAAAGCCAAGCAUUUAGCUGCAAUAUUGAAGUUAGUAAACAAACUCAAAGCUAUCAGUUUGCUGUCUAAUAUCUUUCCUGUAUCUAAACUCCACCAUUUGUUUUUUUAAAUAUAUUAGGUGAGCCCAAAGUUUGAAAGUCCGUCAUAAUACCCUGCCAUCCUUUUUGACAGUGGCAUCAAGUGUUGUGACAUGAAAACAAUGCUGAAAAUAGCAGGGCUAAUGAUCAAACUCCAUUUCAAAAUGGCAUCAAACUGAUGUUAUAUAAAUCAUAACACAGCAAAAAUCUAAUUCAGUUUCCAAAUUAAAAAUAAAUGAUGGAGUUCAAAACACAUUUAUGCCCUUUCAUUUGUUCUUCAAUUGUCCUACUUCUGCUCUAAUUCUUGUUUUGGGGAGAAAAUACUGUUAUAAAAAACCUGUUUUACUGUUA